AUGCGCGACCUCCUAAACACGGAUAUUAUGGAGAUGGCAUACAUACCAAUUAGGAGGGCGCGCGCGAUCGCGCGCGCCCUCCUAAUCGUACCUAUAUCAGCGUCUAUUUCAGAGGGCGCGCGCGACCGCGCGCGUCCUCCUAAACACAGAUAUCUGGACAUGUAUGGGAUGGAGGGCGCGCGCGAUCGCGCGCGCCCUCCUACCGAGGUGUAUUUGGGCAUGCAUAUCAUGUCCCUUCCCUUUGAUCCACAGACCAUCUGUGUGCGCCAGCGCUGGCCAGUCACCAUGGACCGUCCAGCAUGGUCUGACCGGAUUCGUGUCGUCCUCGAAGCUGCUGUGCUCGUCCGGCUGAUCCACAAACACACGGAGCAAUUCGUGCAAUCGCACGUUCCCGUCGGUCCCGCAUACGUCCCGCUCACCAUCUACGAGAUCUACCAAAAAUGGCACGAGCACAUGAAGGAGUGGCUCCGCAUCAUACGCGUCCGUACAAUCACCGACCCGCAACCCCUCAACAUGCUCUAUGUACGCUCAGAGAUCGAUCGACUCGAAGCGGUCAUGAUCGCAUUGGCCAACUUCAUCACCCCCUUGUACAGGCACUGGAGCACCCCCAGAUUGCCCGAAUCAUUGCGCAUCCACACUCAUGAUCGUGAUGAAUGGACGCACAUCGCGCGGUCCACUAUCAGUCUCAUGUGCUUGGUGAGGGAGACUGUUGAUUACUGGCACAUCAAUGCAGGCAUACUCUGGCAGGAUCCACCCAUCAAGCGGAUCCUGUACAACCAUCACGCCAAACACGCCAUUGACCUCGAUACCGCCGCGCAAGAGCGCAACACACUUGUUGGCUAUUCCGGACGGUUUGUGAAUCCGAGCCCUCAGUGGUUUGUGCCCUAUGGCCACAUCAAUUACACGAACGAGUACGAAUUCUUUGAGCGCAUCUGUGCGCACAUUGCCCUUCUUCUCCAAGAGCGGCAAUUGCGCAUAGAUCGUGAGAUUGAAUUCGAUGAAGAAAUCCAUGUUUGGGUCGACCGCUGGCUCGGUCAUCUUCGCGCACUACUACUCAUGAUUCACGAGAAACUCGAUAUCCGCUGUGAGCGCCGACCACCCAUCUGGCUCGAAAUCGAUCUCCCAAGGGAUAGAGCGAUUCCGGACGCACCAUACACGCUCCCCAUCGGGCAACUCACAUCGCUGUUUGCGCACCCCGAGGAGAUUGAUUUUUGGGACAAGCAGUCCGGAUCGCAGAAGCCCGUCGCAAUGCCCGAACCACCUGAGCUUGUGCGCGACAACAUUGCUCAACGGGUAUGGCGUGCGCGCCAGGCCCUUCACUGCCAGCACGUAUAUCUCCGUCUACAGUCGGAGCGUGCCACAUUGCACGGGGUCAAUGACCGUACAUACCGCGGAGGUGGGCCGUCACCUGAGGACGUCUCGAAAAGCGUCGACAUUAUCUCGAGACGCCUCGCGUGGUUCAAUGCGCAGGUCGAAUUCUAUCAGCAGUGGUAA
Molecule: messenger RNA, 1494 nt
Organism: Fomitopsis serialis
Lineage: Eukaryota; Fungi; Basidiomycota; Agaricomycetes; Polyporales; Fomitopsidaceae
Exons: 7
Coding region: 1-1494 (497 amino acids)
Source: RefSeq, a predicted model, not a curated record